AUGACUCCAGUAUAUCUCCGAUAUCCCUUUCUUUUAUCAUGUAUCGUUCUUACACUCUCUCUCUUCUUCAUCUCUAAGGAUGCAUCUGUUGUCCAAUUUGCAACUUCUCUCCAGGAGAAGCUACCAUGGCCGUGGGCAGACAUGUCUCGGCGUGCCGACGACGAGACCCCUUCUGGCGACAACCCCAUCGACCAAAGUGGACCAGACAACGGCAACUCGGUCCAGGAAAGUGAACCGGAUUUUACUUGUUCCAAGGAUAGGAAAUGCUCCAACGGCGCUUGUUGCGGUAAGGAUAACUGGUGCGGCUACGGACCAACCUACUGUGGCAAGGGCUGCCAGUCCAACUGUGAUGCUUUUGCCGAGUGCGGCCAGUACGCCAAGAAGCCCGGCCAGACAUGUCCACUCAAUGUGUGCUGUUCUGAGUUUGGAUACUGCGGCACGCAAACCAACUAUUGCAACAACAAAUGCCAGUCCAACUGCGGUGCCCCAACUCGACCCAAGGGCAAAGGUGGCGACGUCCGGAAGCAUAUCAUUGGCUACUAUGAGAGUUGGAAGUCGUCUGGGGAGAAUUGCGGAGAAAUGACCCCGUACCAGAUCCCGGCUGAGCAUCUUGAUGCUGUCAACCUCGCCUUUGCAUACAUUACACCCAAGAAUUACGACAUCGUUCCAAUGGAGAACCAGUCCGAGUCCAUCUUCCAGCAGGUGGCAGACGUCAAAAAGCGCAGCCCAAGUACUGAGAUUUGGCUCUCAGUGGGUGGGUGGACGUUCAACGACAACCACACCGCUACCCAGCCCAUCUUUGGCGAACUUGCUGCUGAUAGUGCCAAAGCAAAGGGCUUUGCGCAUAAGCUUGUAGCCAUGAUGAACCACUACGGCUUCGACGGAGUUGAUCUCGACUGGGAGUACCCUGGCGCCACAGACCGAGGCGGCAAGAAGGAGACGGAGCUGAAGAACUUCCCAACCCUUCUGAAGAAUAUCCGGGAAGUACUUGACCAACAACUCCAGCGGCCCAAGAUUUCUAUCACCGUCCCGACAUCCUACUGGUACCUUCGUUGGUUUGAUCUCCCAGAGCUGGCCAAGCACCUCGACUUCUUCAAUGUCAUGAGCUACGAUCUUCACGGCACCUGGGAUUCUUCCAACCCGAUUGGUCCAUAUGUCUAUGCCCAUACCAAUCUUACCGAGAUCAAGCUCGCCCUUGACUUAUUUUGGAGAGAGGACAUUAGCCCAGACAUUAUCAACUUGGGUUUGGCUUUCUAUGGACGAUCCUUCAAGCUGAAGGACCCUUCCUGCUCUGACCCUGGCUGCGGCUUUGAGGGCCCAGGUGAGGAAGGCCGAUGUACUAAAACCGCUGGUAUCCUAUCCUACCGGGAAAUCAACGAGCUUCGGGGGCCAGCAAGCACAUACAAAGGUUCAUAUACUGUUCAUGACAAGGAAGCUGGGGUCAAUUACAUGGUGUAUGGCGAAAACCUGGAGAACUGGAUCUCCUUUGAUACGAAGGAGACUUUCGAGCAGAAGAUUGACUACGCAAACGAGCUUGGUCUUCGCGGUCUCUUGAUCUGGGCCAUUGAUCAAGACGAUGAUCGAUACACGGCACUCAAGGCUGUAACUGGAGAUGAAAUCAGCCCCAGAGUGGAAGAGAGCGAGGUAAUUGGGCAUUGGGAUGUCAACAAGUGUUACGUGACCGAAUGCAAGGUGGAUUGUCGGGAUGGGUUCACCAAGAUGACAAACUUGAACGAUGACGCCAAGACCAAGAAAGGAUGUGGAGGCAACCACAAGCGACGAACUCUGUGCUGUCCGUCCUGGGGCGCUCCGGAUCCCUCGACAUGUUCGUGGAAGGACUGUCGGGGGACAUGCGAUGCAGGCGACAUUUUAUUCGCCACGGACCAUUACGGAAACGGAGGCCGUCAAUGCUGGAGUGGCACGAAGAAGUUCUGCUGUCCGGCAAACAAUGGCAACAGAGCCGUGGCAUCCUGCAGCUGGUUCAGCAAGGACUCGUGCCCCAAGGAGCGGCCCCAGAAGCUCUACAGCUAUACCGAAGGCCAGCAGCUUGACAGCGAGACUGUCUUUAGUUCGCGAACUUUUUGCUGCCCCGAGAAACCGAAGUUCGAAAACUGCAAGUGGUAUGGCGAUGUGGGCUCGUGUAACAACAACUUCUGCCCCAAGGACAAGAUCCAGGUUGCGGGCAGCAGUACUCGCCCCGGGGGAAGGUGUAGCUAUGGCCGCAAAGCCGUCAUGUGCUGUGAUCCUCCAAUUGGGGACGAUCCUAUCCUUCCCGUGGCUCUGGAAGAUCUCUUUCCCUACAUCAUUCCUGAGGACAGCGAGCCAGUCUAUUAUGAGUCCAUCGACAGCACUUCUGACUCCGUUCCAAACACCGACGACCUGGAAGACCCCAAUGAACAACCCUUUGCAUGGAUUAUCAUGGUUGGCGAUGAAGAGGAUGUGCAGUCCCUCCGCAAGCGCGACGGGUCCCAUCUCGAGCUCUUCGAAUGUCCCAACCCAACACAAGACGACUAUCAAGUCCAGAAGCUCAAAGCGGUCUGUAUGUCGGAGGGAGAGGGAAGCAACUGCGAACAUCUCAAGCUUGGUGGUGCUCACGGGACAAUCGCGCGUCUCCCAGAGCACUGUGGGCCUGAUGAAUGGGUUCGCGUCGUCUCGUUUGAGCCAGUUGAGGAUCACCCGAUGCCGUCUCACCUACAAAAGCGUGCUCCCCAAGGUGCUAAGAUCUAUCAGUUGGAGUAUGACUACAACUUUCACGAACGCCGGGAAGACGGCGGAGAGGUAUUCGUCCGCAUUGACGGCUCUACUCAUCCGGGCUACUGGGAUCAGAUCGUAGCCUCUAAGACAGGCCAGGGAAUCACUCGCCGGAGCCCAGAAAACUGGCGACAAGACGAAAUGGCCUGGUUUGCUGAACGCGGAUUUGUCCACAACCAAACAGAGACGACGAAACGUGGUGAAUCGCCAUCAACGGGAUGGUGGGUGAAGCAGUUCAAGACUCUGCUGGACGAACACAGCGACUAUGGUGUCCACAAGAAGUUUAACUACAAACAGGUCCUGUACAACGCGAACAAGACUUGUCGGUGGACAGGGGGACUGGGCCAGGCUUCUCUCGAGGCCAGGCUAGAGGGCUCACUCGAGACGACUUUCGACUACGGCAUCUCGCUCAUCGGCACUUUGAAGCAGUUCAACUUCGACCAAGCUUAUGCCUACUUCCACGUAAGCAAUUUUGACAUGGAAGCCGUGAGCGUUGUGGAUGCAUAUGCCGGGAUUCAGAUGCAGACCAGAAAGUCGCCUAUUCUGGGCUGGCUGGACCUUUUCGGUGCAAACUUCAAUGUGAAAGGUCUCGUUGAAGUUGGGCCAUUCUUUGAUAUCCAGGCGCAGCUGCGCGCGGCGCUCAAGUUAUCAGGCGAAGCCCGUGCUGGCCUGACAUUCAAGUCUAGGGCUAUCACUUGGAUGUAUCCGCAGGCCAUGGACGAAUGGCCAGACACGAACGCAUUCACCACCCACGAACCAGACAUUGGACUCCGCCCUAAGAGAGAGAUCAGCGUCAGGGCCAGUGGCGACCUCACUGUUGCUAUCAAUCCAGCUCUCGGCUUCCAGGUCAAGCUCACCUGGCUCGGCAAGCAGCUUGUCAAUCAGGACAUCCGCCUCAACUUCCAGACUGACUACACCUUCUCUGUUACUGCGCAGAAAGGUGGAAAGUCGACCUGUGAUGGGCUGCUGAUGGGUGUUGACCUGCGAUAUGGACUCACCAUCGACAUGUCCAAGCCACUCCCAGGUUGGGGAGGUACAGGACUCCAUCACACGGUUGUCGCGCCGAGAUCCAUUCAGCUCGCAGAGACCCAGUGCAAGAAGUGGGAGACCCCUGAACUCGACCCAACCGAUGGCGAUGGCAAAAGAGCAGUCAAUUCCAGACAUCUCUUCUCUCGCGUUGAUGAUAUUGAGGAUGACGCACUCUUUCCAGACACAGCAGGCGCAUCACUCAGGUGCCUGGAGGACUUCAACACGCCUACUGGGGACUGUCAAGACCGUACCGCCGACGAUGAUGAGCCAGAGAGUGAGUCUCUGGUGAAAAGAAACCUCUUCAAGAGAAGUUCCAAGGACAUUUUCUCCAUUUGCGACGGCGUCAAGAAAAUCAGUAUCAACGGCGUGACCUUUCCAUCUUCUGGUGUCAUGACCAAGACAACCGGCAAGUAUAAGGACACGGAAUUCGAGACCUGGGGACCAGAGGACAAGACAGACUGCGACGACUACUCCUUCGAGAAAUCCGACAAACCCCCACCCGGCGAGUCCAAGUACUACGAAUCGGAGCAUGUGCUGGAAUGGCAGACUCUUACGGGCUUUCUAGAGCAUAUGGGCGAUAUCAAGGACACUCCGGGCAGCACGCCACACGUGGCCAAGAGCCCAUUCAAAGGCUGGGACACCAAGAAUCCAGUGCCCUUAGAAGUCCGCGAGGGAAACAAAAAGUACGCACAGACCGAAAAAAUCAACUUUUGUCACUACGUUUGGCUCUGGUGGUCGCAACGGAAGUUCCAGUACAAGGGCUAUAACAAGCCCGCCUUCGACCAUCUCGUCAUGGCGAUCCCCAACAACGCUUUCUACACGGAUGAGCUGCAGCUUCUCUGGAAAGGAUCCAAUAACAUUAAACAAAGUUUGUGGCAGCCCGCCGAGACAUACGACAUCCGUUCGCCCGAAACAAUGGAGGCUUACUUGCGAGGCGACAAGGUGAAUGGAAAGAAGAAAGAUGUCAAUGAUGCCAUAAAUGUCCUCCGGAAUCUCAUGUUUGCCGUUCGAUAUAUGGCAAAGCCAGAUGUGAAGAGGGUCAUGUUCAACCAGGCUGACCGAAUCUACAAGAGACUGAAUGAGUUUGAAGACAUGUUUGUUGCAGAAGGAAAAAUUGAAGGAUUCAGCGAGUACGUUUACGAGAAGCUCGACCUCGGUGAGAAAUGGCAGAAGUGGUGCAAGGACUCAUACACAACGGCGAAUAUGAGGCAAAAGGACUUUUUCGAGCUAUGGAUUCCGAGACUGAAGACGGAUUACCUGGGCGAUAAAGACGAGGGCAGCGAUGGAGAUGAUGAGGAUUCGGGCAGCGAGAAUGCAGGGUCCGACGCGGGGUCUAAGGGAGGGACUGAGACCAACCAGGAGAUCAUAAAGCGAGUGCAAAAGCUGGUUGAUGCGUACGAAGAGUUCAAGCAGAAUCCAUGGACCAACCCAUUCGACUGGGAUUAG
Molecule: messenger RNA, 5226 nt
Organism: Fusarium falciforme
Lineage: Eukaryota; Fungi; Ascomycota; Sordariomycetes; Hypocreales; Nectriaceae
Product: Chitinase
Exons: 17
Coding region: 1-5226 (1741 amino acids)
Biological process (GO): carbohydrate metabolic process
Molecular function (GO): hydrolase activity, hydrolyzing O-glycosyl compounds; chitin binding
Source: RefSeq, a predicted model, not a curated record